CCUCUUGCUGACCAGAACCAGUCGGACCGUGGAGGGAGCAGGAUCAUCACUGAUCUAAAGAUAGUUUCUCGUUUGGAAAUACAUAAAGCACAUCAAAGUUCUCCGAAUCGUUUUUCAUAUAAAUUACACAUCUAUUGGCGAGGAGUUUAAGGACUAAUCACAGUGCUCGGAAUAGAAGUUUCCAGAAGAAUUUACAGGAAAAACAUAUCAAUAUAGAGAACUUUGAAGAGUGAGAAUAAUUUCUAUCUGGAGAUGCUUGCCGCGUCAAUCUGCCGUGAGGUGCACUUCACCGUGCUCUCGUCAACGAUGUCCAGUCGUGUCCCACGCUGCCUCUUCGGGCCACCUAACCCUAAGGAUACCGUGGAACUUCUACAGGAAGCCCUAGACAUGGAGAGAACGAAAUUUGCCAGGAGAUGGGGCGUGGAUCCUACGUCAGAGGACAAGGAAAAUUUUCAAAAGAAGAAUCACGACAGGAUCGAACGUUCACCGAGAAAGAGGAGUAAUCCUUACUCGAGACAGACUAAUAUUCACGAUUACUGGCGCGCGCGCAAGGUCUGCGACAUGAAUAAGAAGAGCACUAGCGACGCCAAGCAGCCAAGUACAGAAGCUUCCAAGGCACAGAACUAAGCGGCGCUUCCGUCAUUCGCACGACCAAUGACAGCAAAGAUGGCAGGCGUAUCGAAGACUGCACUUUGUAUAAUCGAAUUUGUAUAUUUAUUGUCUUAUCACAUUCGCUACUUAUUAGAGUUAUUAAGUAUUAGCCAUUGAUACUAGCGUGCUAGGUGAGAAUUGAUUUUUUUGUAAAUAUUCGCGAUUAAUUAAUGGAGGUUUGGGGUGGAUCCCAGGAGUCCGAAAAAAGUGAUAAGGAGGGAGUGGGCACUUAUUUUUAUUAACUAUUUAAAUUUAUACGUUAUUUUAAACUUCCUCUUGGAUCUUCUCUUGAUCCUGACGGGACGUUUGAAUCCUUCCGUCAAGAUCAAGAAACAAUGGAACACUCCUUUCUCUUUUUCUCUCUCUCUCUCUCUCUCUCUUUCUUGGCCCCUCUGUCU
Cephus cinctus (wheat stem sawfly) is the source of this 1049-nucleotide messenger RNA. RefSeq lists its product as uncharacterized. The coding region runs from base 253 to 627 and encodes 124 amino acids. The transcript is spliced from 2 exons. The record is from RefSeq and is a predicted model, not a curated record. Lineage: Eukaryota; Metazoa; Arthropoda; Insecta; Hymenoptera; Cephidae.